Molecule: messenger RNA, 4112 nt
Organism: Candoia aspera
Lineage: Eukaryota; Metazoa; Chordata; Lepidosauria; Squamata; Candoiidae
Gene: XPC
Product: XPC complex subunit, DNA damage recognition and repair factor
Exons: 16
Coding region: 155-3025 (956 amino acids)
Biological process (GO): mismatch repair; nucleotide-excision repair
Cellular component (GO): cytoplasm; XPC complex; nucleus
Molecular function (GO): single-stranded DNA binding; damaged DNA binding
Source: RefSeq, a predicted model, not a curated record
GCGGACGAGGACGAGCGGGCGGUACGCCCACCCAGCCGCCCUGCGCUAAGCCCGAAAGACGCUUCUGCUUCCCGAGUUGCUGUUCUCCUUUGCGACCCCGCCGCGCCUCGUAGUAGUGGAUCGUGGUUCUUUCAUUUGGGGAAAAGCAGCCGGGAUGGUCGGGAAGCGUAAAGGGGCCUCGCAGGUGCAGCGGUCCAGCAAGAAAGUCAAGGGAGAGGGUCCAGCCGCCGCCGCCUCCCCGGGUCGGAGAAGAGAGGGUCCAGCCGCAGCCGCCGCCUCCCCGGGUGGGAGAACUUGUGAGCAGCGAGACGAUGAUUUUGAAGAUGAAAAACCUAAGAAAAGUAGGCCCAAACCAUCAUCUGGAAAAAAGAAAGAAAAAGAACAUGUCCCUCAGCCACUUUGUAAAAAUUCCAACCAAAAAGGGCCACCAAAACCCAAAGUGAAGGAGGAAAUGAAUAGAGGAGUAGACAGCCGAGGAUCCUUUCCAAAAGCAGGAAAAUGCAGUGGUUUGCAGAGCACUCCUUUAAAGAAAGAGACAGAUGCAAAAAAGGCAUUAAUAAUUACGAAGGGAGAAGAAGAUGAGGAUGAGGAAAGUGAGGAAGAAUGGGAAGAUGUGGAAGAACUUUGUGAGCCUGAGACAGAGAUGCUGAAAGAAGCUAUGGUACCAAAGCUGUCCAACACAACUGUUGAGAUAGAAAUUGAAACACCUGAACAAGCAAAGAAAAGAGAGAGAAGAGAGAAACGGCAAGCUGAGUUUGAGACAUAUCUCCGUCGAAUGAUAAAACGCUUCAACAAAGAAGUCCGUGAAGAUACACAUAAGGUUCACUUACUGUGCCUGUUAGCCAACGGUUUCCACAGGAACAGGAUCUGCCUUCAGCCAGACCUUCAAGCUGUUGGCCUGUCUAUCAUUCCCACUCGCUUCACCAAAGAACCUGCAGGUCGCAUCAACCGUCUUUUCUUGUCAAAUCUUGUAAAUUGGUUCACUGCAACUUUCACUCUCAACAAUGAGCUCUCCAACCAUGAAGAUUGGCAGGUUACCCUAGAGAGGCGCUUUGCUGUCUAUGCUGCCCGAGAUGAGGUGGAACUGGUGCAUAUAUUUUUACUUAUUCUUCGAGCAUUGCACCUACUCUGCCGACUUGUAUUGUCUUUACAACCCAUCCCCUUGAAAGAGCCAUCUGGCAAGGGAAAGUCCCCCAAGAGAGGCUCUGUUUUUGGAGCUUCUGGGAUGUUGCCUGAUUCUGCCAAAAGCUCUGUGGUUGUAUCAAGAGAAUGCCCAGGACCAGAUACUACCAAGAAGCCAAGACACUCUAGGGCCAAAAGGCUAAGAAAGAAAUCUCCAAUACAGAGGGAUGUUCAGAAAGAUAUAAAAUCUGAGAAUGAUAAGGGGAGCUUGAGAGCAAAAGAAGGGCCAGGGAGGCCUAAAAAUGACCGACAACGGCAAGUGGCCUCAAAAGUGUCCUAUAAAGAAGAGAGUGGAAACAGUGAGGAUAAUGAUUCUGAAUUCUGUCCUUCAGAGGAAAAUGAUGAGAGUAGCAUAUCUGAUGAAGAUUUUGAAAUUCCCAGAAAAAAACUGAAGUCACCACUAGCAACUCCUAAAACAAAAGUAGCUGUUAACAAGAGGCGGCAAUCAGUGCCUUUUGGGUCAAAAAGACCCAAGAACUCAGAAAUAGUUGGUGGUUCAGUAGAGAAAACAGGAAGUCCAUGUUCUUCAAACCCAUCCAGGAAGAAAAACAAAAUAAUUUCUAGUGAUGAUGAUGAUGAAGAAGAGCAGAGGUCAGUUACAUUGAGAGGCACAGACCAGUGGGUAGAGGUGUUUCUUGAACGAGAAGACCAGUGGGUAUGUGUGGACUGUGUUCGUGGCAGUGUUGGACAGCCUCUGCUAUGUUUCAAGUAUGCCUCAAAGCCAGUGUGCUACAUCAUUGGCAUUGACAACAAUGGUUAUGUAAAGGAUGUAACACAAAGAUAUGACCCAGCAUGGAUGACUUCAACGAGGAAGUGUCGUGUGGAUGCCCAGUGGUGGGAAGAUACCUUGGAGCCAUACAAAAGUUCUUUUGUUGAACGAGAGAAAAAAGAAGAAAUAGAGUUUCUAGCUAAACUUCAAGAUCAGCCUUUGCCAAGAUCCAUCAAUGAAUACAAGAAUCACCCGCUUUAUGCCUUGAAGAGGCAUCUCCUUAAGUAUGAGGCCAUAUAUCCUGAGACAGCUUCUAUUCUAGGAUAUUGCCGAGGGGAGGCUGUGUACUCCAGAGACUGUAUCCAUACGCUGCACUCCAAAGAUACCUGGCUGAAGCAAGCUCGAGUGGUGAGGAUUGGAGAAGUGCCUUAUAAGAUGGUUAAAGGUUAUUCCAACCAAGCAAGAAAGGCACGAAUGGCGGAACCUGCAACUCGAGACAAAAAGGAUUUGCCGUUAUUUGGUCUCUGGCAGACCGAGGAAUAUCACCCACCUCUGGCUGUUGAUGGAAGGGUUCCUCGGAAUGAAUUUGGGAACGUCUACCUCUUCCAACCCUGCAUGUUACCAAUAGGCUGUGUGCAGCUAAAGCUUCCUAACCUUCAUAGAGUGGCCCGUAAACUGGAUAUUGACUGUGUUCCAGCUGUUACAGGGUUUGAUUUUCAUGGUGGUUACUCUCACCCUGUCACUGAAGGCUAUAUAGUCUGUGAAGAGUACAAAGAAGUGCUUGUUGCAGCCUGGGAGAAUGAAGAGUCAGAAAGGGAAAAGAGGGAAAAGGAGAAGCGGGAGAAGAGAGUGCUGGGAAAUUGGAAACUGCUGGUGAAGGGACUUCUGAUCAAAGAGAGACUAAAGAAGCGCUAUACUACCAAGAACGAGACAAGAGUCACGUCGGAAAGGGGGUCUGGUUUCUCAUCCGAUGACGAAGGACCAAACUCGGAGAUCCCUGCUGGAGAUGUGGCUGUUUCUUGGCCCCAAAAUCGACAAGCUGAGGAACAGAGAGAGGGAGGAAAAAGAACCAAAAAGAGCAAGAGAGAAAAGAAGGGAGAAGCAGAACAUUUGUUCCCGUUUGAGAAGUUGUGACAAGGAGUUUUGGGGCAGGUUUGGAAGCAAGAUUUUUACAUUGUUCCGAUGCAUGUUCGCACUGAACUUUUCCUGCCAGUAGGAGCAGCUAAACAACUCAAGAAGCCUCCGACCAGAUUUUCUAAUACUGCAUUCCUAGAAGAUGCAGGACUUGGAUUUGAAGCAGGAAAGAUGUUCUGGACCUGCUGCUGGCAUGCCUGCUAUACCGGUCAGUGGCACCUUAAAGAAGCUGUACUUUCCCCUAGAAUCACGAUAGGCACAGUUUCUUUGAGGUGCUGCUGAGAGGUACAGCAAGCACAUCCAUGCUGGAGCAAAAUACCUUUCGAUGUCAGAUCUCAGUGCCUGCAAGUACAUUCCUUUCCUUGGAAACUUUGCAUCAUUUCUGUUAACAAGCUACUCAUGAGCUUUGGGGAAGUCUUAUGAAAGGAACAUGUAUGUGUACUCACACACGUGCUGCAGUAGAAAAGUUGGGCUCAAGUUGUAUUAUAUAUAUAUUAAAAAAGUGGGAAUAAAUGUGGGAAUGUAUAGGAAACGUCUGCAACUUGAACAGCUUCCAUUCAUCUUUACAAAGGAAGCCAACGUGAGCAGCAGGCUAGUAUUAUAAAUGGGUAUAGGACAUUUGUGGAGUAGAUACAUAGUUUUUAGCCGAGCUGGAUUUAUUCCUUUGCCCUUUUCCUCUUCUGUAUCCUCACAGGAAGCUCUCAUGAGCCUUAUCACUCUGUGUAUUGAUCAUGGGACAGAUCCCAAUUUCAGACUUCGAGAAUGAUGCAGUCUGAGUGGGACCUAUUAGAAAAAUUGCUUGCAGUCUGCCACCACAUGUUCAGUCGUAGUGCAAUUCCUUAAUUGCCUAGUGUGCCAUUUUGAAUGUUUUACCAAUGUACACCUUUUCUGGGCAAAAGAAACGUUAACACUAGCAGCUGUCUUACUCAAAGCUAUUUUAGAAGUGCAUUGGUUGGUUUAGAUUCUGUCACGAUAAACUCCAUCCAUUUGACCUGGCCAGAGAUGGUUUGGCACUUUAAAUUUGUUCAGAGAAAAAAAGCUUUUUUUAUACUGAAUCUUGGGCAAAAAAUAAAAACUUGAAUCCUGA